AUGCAGAAGGCUUUGCAACAAAUCCUGACCACAGGAGAGCGUCCCCUGAGGAUAAAUUUCAUCCGAAAAUACGUUGAUGAUCUCCUCCUCGCAGUGCACAAGGACGAUGUAUGCAGGAUACUGGAGAUUUUCAAUGCCUUCCACACACGCAUCCAAUUCACCAUGGAGAUUGAGGAGCAGGGAACACUGGCAUAUCUAGACCUCAGAAUCCACCGUAUGGAGGGAGGACAGAUGUACACUACCUGGUACUCAAAGCCAUGCGCAUCCCAUCGAAUGCUGAAUUACAGUAGCGCACACUCAAAACGAACUGUCAUAAAUGUAGCAAGAAAUUUUAUUAGAAGGGUGACCUCCCUGACCACAAAACCGGGGGUAAACAAUACAGGCACCAUCGAGGAGAUACUGAAGCUCAAUGAUUUCCCACGAAGGGUGAUCAACCAUCUCAUGAGGCGGGAAACCGUGGACAGGGAUGUGGAGAAUGCCACUGAAUCCGGCAGGAGAGGCACACAAUGUCAGUACUUCCCAAUCACAUACAUGCCGGGAACGGCAGAAAAGAUGAAAAAGAUAAUCACAUCCACCACGGGAUGUGGAGUUGCCUUCUCUAUGUCCGGGAAGAACAACAGAUACUUCUCCCGCGUAAAAGACCCAGUACCAAAGCUCUCCAGGUCAGGUGUGGUGUACUCUAUUCCAUGUGCAGACUGCCCAAAACGCUACGUGGGUCAAACAAAACAAUAUUUAAAAAUGAGAAUAGCACAACAUAAAAGAUCAUGCAGGGGACCGGAAGUGACUGGCGAACAGGAUGGGCAGGAGGAGGACAAUAAAACAGCACUAUGGAAGCAUUGGCAUACCACUGGGCAUAUGUUCAGAUUCGAUGACGUGGAGAUCCUGGAUACCCAAAGACACUACACAAGGCGUCUGAUCACAGAGAUGCUCCACAUACAAGAGAAUCUUCCCCUGCUGGUGAAUUCCAGGAGGGAUGUGGAGAGGCUCAGCAGUGUCUACACAAAUCUCAUCGCGCUAAACAAAACAUCAACAAAUAGACGGAGGGGAAGACAAACUCAACGAAACACAUCGAUGAAUGAACGUCAAAUGGAAAGGGGAAAUGACACAGCGGAGAAUUGA
Molecule: messenger RNA, 1119 nt
Organism: Lutzomyia longipalpis
Lineage: Eukaryota; Metazoa; Arthropoda; Insecta; Diptera; Psychodidae
Exons: 1
Coding region: 1-1119 (372 amino acids)
Source: RefSeq, a predicted model, not a curated record